This is a messenger RNA of Amoebophrya sp. A25, 3397 nucleotides long. Lineage: Eukaryota; Dinophyceae; Syndiniales; Amoebophryaceae. The record is from the annotation of a GenBank genome assembly.
GGUGGUCGCUCUUGUCUGUUGAGCCUGACAAUUUUUUUUUUGCUCUUGAGAAAUACCACAUUCGCAUUAGCAAACCGUAAUCAGAGUUCUUGUCGCGAACGAAAAGAUGAUGAGGUUUUAACUUGUUGUGAAUUGGAAGGAUGAAAAACUACAAUGGAUUGGGAAUUGCAAACUGCUGCAAGAACUGAACAGUCAGACAAUGCAGAACUGAUUUUUUUCUCCUGGUGGUCACUAAUAUGAAUCCAUCUACUUGAACGAAUAUGAGUGCAGGCUAGCCAAGGUGCUACAGCUAGUCGCGGAUGUUGAUUUAUUUUUUCGUUUGAAGUACAACCAAGUUUGAUUUUUAUGCUCACUUACAAUCACUUGAUUGCUAGAAAAGAUCAUGUUGACCGCUAGGGCCGUUUAUUUUUUGGCUUGAGGGCCCGCCAGAAAAAAUGUGGCGAGGUCGGCCUACUCAUAUAGGCUGGUCUCGCAGAAGCACUGAGUGGACGAAUUGCUAGAACGACGGCCCCAUAGCAUCGUCUUCAUCUGAAAGAAGUAGGUACUAGUAUUGGAGGUAAGUAGUGACGCAGGGCAUCAAAUACAAGUACUAGUACUAGUCGCCGCACACAGGAGCACGUUUUGGACUUGGACCCAGGAAGCGGAAACAGAGCGGAAACCUCGAACGCCAAUAGUUGACUGUAUAGCGGACACGAACAAGCAGAACAAGAAUCUGUCCGAGUAGAACAAGAAAAUCCAAACUAGACCUUCAUCUCCAACUACCCAUCAACGCUAACCAACGACAAGAAGCGACAAGAUGGCGAGCAGUGACUACCUUCAGUUUUUGAAGGACGAGCUGCGGAAUGAUGAUCAGAGUGUGCGACUCGCGGCCGUCUCAAGGGCGUACUUGGUCGCGCAUGCGAUCGGCCCCAAGAGGACGGUGGAGGAACUGAUACCUUGGCUCUUUGACGUAUCGAAAUGCCAGACCUACCUCAACGACGACGAAUUUUUGUUUAGGUGUGGAGAACAGUACAUCCAAUUAAUGGGGCUGACAGGCGGGAAUCAUCUGUGCUUCGCGGCACCAAUCGAGUGGUUGGCCUACCAAGAGGAGACCGUGAUCAGGGAAAAAGCGAUUGAAGGUAAUUCUAUCGUGAUCGCCUGUGAAAAUUUGAAGCGCCUGAUAGAGGGGGUCUCUUCAACUACAGCAGCGCUUCGCUUACCGUGUCGCUCCGGUAGUGACUUUUGUCACCGCUUAAGCGAAGCGUCCUUAAGCUGCCUUGCGUGGCACUUAGCGUGUCUCUUACGCAGUGACUUUUGUCGCCGCCUAAGCUAGUCGCUCCUUAAGUGCCUCGCGUGGCACUUAGCGUGUCGCUUAAGCAGUAACUUUUGUCACCGGUUAAGCGAGGCGCCCCUUAAGUGCCCCACGCGACUCGCUACUUAUAAGCGACGCGCCAAGCGCCUCACGCGGGACAGCAUUGCUUCUGUACUCUACUUCCCCUUCCAUUGUCUUCACCCGCCAACACCGAAACACUCCUAUGUAUCAUCAAUGUGGUCAACAAUGAAAGGUAUCAAGUUGGUCUGCCGUGGCGGACGGGUAAACAUACAGCAGGAUAUACUGCCAAUUCUGCAGAGGUUAGCUUCGGCUGAGUGGUUCACCGCAAGGUUAUCAGUGUGCGGCUUGUUUCCAGCGGUCUAUGUUGGGGUGAAUGAUACUUACAAAGUGGAGUUGCGGAAACUCUUCAACCAACUAGCCGCCGACGAAACCCCUAUGGUCCGUCGAAGUGCAGCAAAUCACUUGGCAGGUAUUAUAUCUCAUGUAUGAGAUUUCCUAACCUAACCAUUAUGAAGGUGAAUGACACAACAUCCGAUAAUAAAUUUCGUAAUGAAUCAAUGUCUACCAGAUCAAUGGGUGCCGGGGGGCUUCGAUGUGCAGGAUUCACAACCUAACCUAACCUAACCUAACCUAACCAAGAAGUGUUAACAACUUCCCCAAGAAUCGCCCAACAAAAACUAAAUCCCAAACACUCGUCAGAAUUCGUCUCGGUGGUCGACAAGCAAGGAUGCAUCAUGGAUUUGAUACCUACCUACAGAAAUCUGGCAGCCGACGACACCCAAGAUAUCAUCAGGACCUCGUGUGUACUUAUGGAUCUCUGAUACUACAGUUCAGUCGUGGAUUCGAUCCUGGUGCAACAUGACGUGUCGAUGAGGAAAUUAUUUCAGAAAUAACGCAUCUUCACCGACAACUUCUCCUCCCAAUGAAAAACCCAGGUCGAAGUAUCAGCGAAUUUGGUAAAGUAUCAUUUUAAGGGAGACCAUGAGGGGGCGAAGCAGCAUAUCCUUAGCGUAAUAUCAAACGCUCUGGAAGACAGAAGCUGGCGUGUGCGACUUAGAGUCGCGGAAAAAUUCGCAAAACUUUGCGAGUACUAUAUUUUUUUAGUUUUGAGACUGAGACUGUAGUACCUUGAUGAUUAUUGAAUAACCUCCGUUCUAGCAAUAACAAUUUUAGAAAUGACAAACCGUCAGGAAAUCCACAAUGUUGAAUAACUCAUCCUAGUAGAAUUUGAUUAAUGGAAGAAGCGCUAUGAAGUUGGAUCAAUUAUUCUUGCCCUCAAUCAAUUCAGGGGUCUUGGUGCGGACAUAACGGGCAAUUUCAUGUUAGGCCCAUUUGCGAACAUGCUCAAAGAUAUCGAGCAGGAGGUGAGGACAGCAGCGGUACUCAGAUUUGAACGAUUUCUCUUGCUUCGAGUAGUAUUUACGUGUGAGUCCUCAGAUUCACUGAGUGAAUUUCACUGUAACUUUCUCUGGUUCAUCAGCAUCAUGGUGUCUGCGAUAUUCUCCUAAAUUUUUUCAACCAACACUCGACAGACAAAAGCAAUCGGGGAUUUACUUGAAGCGGAUUUGUUGACUGCAGAGCAGAUGCAGAGCUAUAUUGUCAGUUACUUCCAAGUUCUAGCAUUAGACGCAUCACAGAACGUCAGGGCAGCAGUGGCAAAGGUUAUCGGGCUCACGGGGAAGCGAUUGGGGAAAGAGAUGACACACGUAUAAGAGAUGACACACGUAUCACUCACAACGCUAAAGUUGAAUCUACAUCACAGAAACAAAAGCCUCCUGCUUUGUGAACGCAAUUAUCACUGUGAACUCUCUAUUAACAAGAUAAGCAUGAAGAUUAUCUUCCUCACCCUAAACCUACUGCUACCUAACCAUAACAGAAGCUGUUGCUGAACUUCGUAUCCGACUUGAUAAAAGACGAGUUUCACGAGGUCCGAUUAUACAUGGUUACUUUCGCAGCCGACGUUUGUGUCGUUUUAGGGCAAGACCAGGUGAGUUACUCACUUUUGAACGGCAUCAACGGCCUCAUUAUGGACAAGCACUGGCGCAUCCGUCGUGCGGUAGUAGAACAACUGCCAACACUGGCUAA